Messenger RNA from Xenia sp. Carnegie-2017, 1722 nucleotides. RefSeq names its product heterogeneous nuclear ribonucleoprotein L-like. The coding region runs from base 122 to 1621 and encodes 499 amino acids. NCBI's taxonomy places the organism in Eukaryota, Metazoa, Cnidaria, Anthozoa, Malacalcyonacea, Xeniidae. Gene Ontology annotation, molecular function: mRNA binding. The record is from RefSeq and is a predicted model, not a curated record. Gene Ontology annotation, biological process: regulation of RNA splicing; mRNA processing. The transcript has 15 exons. Gene Ontology annotation, cellular component: nucleus.
UUUUAACGAAAUCCUGAAGAAAGACGAUCUAGGACGAAUCACGAAAGUUUCCUUACACUCAACUUUGUGCAUCACUGCAUCUUCGUUGAGUUCGUUCAUCAACUAGAAAAAGCUGAUCGUGAUGUCUAACAACAAUGAAGGACCGUCUGUUAAACGAAUGAAGCUCGAGGAUGGGGCAGCGAAAUCACUCUUUGACUCAGACAAUCCGCAUUAUUCUCCUCCGUCGAAAGUUGUUCACGUUCGGAAUGUUGCCGAAGGUGCUACUGACUUCGAUAUUGUGCAGUCGCUCAAAGAAUAUGGUCGCGUUUGUUGUGUAAAGUUGAUACCCAAAAAACGACAAGCACUGGUUGAGUUUGAUACAGUUGAGAGUGCCGAAAAUCUCCUCGAUAAAUGUCAGAAGAAUGAUGUAUCCAUAUGCGGGCAAACAGCUUUCUUUAACUUCUCAAAGAGUCAGGAAAUUACACGCUAUGGAAAUGAACCAAAUUAUGAUGAAAUGGCCAAUGCUGUAGGCAACAAGAUUCUUCUUUUAACAAUUUUAAAUCCUCAAUAUGGAGUGACGACUAAUAACCUACAUGAAGUAUUUCAAGGAUAUGGCUUUAUUCAAAGAAUCGUCAUAUUCAACAAACAUGGACAACUGCAAGCAAUGGUUGAAUUUGACAAUCCAAUGUCAGCUCAGCAAGCGAAGGAUGCUCUUGACGGAUGGGAUCUCUAUGAAGGUUCAAACACUUUAAAGAUUGAAUUUGCAAAGAUACAUCGGUUGACUGUGUACAAGAAUGAUCAUGAAACAUGGGAUUACACUAAACCCGCUGUUGAAUCAAUGCGAGGUCCCCCAGGUCGUGGUCGUGGUUUACUAACCCGCCCUUCAUUUAAUCACGCUGGAAUGAAUGCCAACAUGAGCGCAGGUCCUCGUGGUAUGGGAAUGCAUCCACGCUUCGGCCCACGGCAUGAUUUCGUACCUGGUCCGCCAGGUCCAAUGGGUGCGGGGCCGGGUGGACCAACAGUCAUCAUGGCCUAUGGAUUCGAUCCUGAUCUCUUGUCUUGUGAGGGAAUUUUCAAUCUCCUUUGUCCAUUUGGUAAUGUAAUGAAGGUAAAAUUAAUGUCGAGCAAACCUGGAUGUGCUAUGGUGGAAAUGGGAGAUCACAUGUCGUGUACUUUAAUCAUUCAAAAUCUCAAUGGUUGCAAGGUGCUUAAUUACGAAGUGAAAUUCAGUUUCUCUAAGCAGACAAGCUUGACAUGCCCUCCAAACUACAAUCCCAGUGUAGAAACUUCAUUCAAAGAUUUCUUUGAUUCAAAAUUACACAGAUUCACCAGCGCAGAGGCCAUCAGCAAGAAUCGCAGUUUCACACCUACGAAAGUCCUUCAUUUUUACAACGCUCCGCCAGACAGCACGGAAGAUUCCUUAAAAGAGCUCUUUGAACAGAAAAAUACAACGCCACCGUUAAAAAUCAAGAUCUUUCCCAAUGUGACUAAAAGUGCCACUGGUCUUUUGGAGUGGUCCGACGUAGGCAGCGCACUUGGGUCGCUUAUGUCUAUGAACCAUACAGUUGUUAGAAAUGAAGAUGCGAAGACAAUCUUCACAAUCAAACUUGCUUUUUCGUCGUCGAACGAAAUCACGUCGUAAACAACAUAUUUUACAUGUAUAAUGAUUUUUUAGGAUUUUACGUUAUAAAUUGUAAAAGUGUAAAGUUUUCAGAAAUAAAGCAACUAAUAUCCGUGUUGAAA